AUGUCUACUUUCAACGCCGUACAUUUAGCCAAGCGUCCUACCAGCGACAUCAUACCCGGCGAAACAUUUGAAGUCAAAGUGCAUCCUACACCUAAAGAAACAGAUCUCAAAGAUGGCCAAGUCAUUUUUCAAAGCAACUACCUAAGUUUAGACCCGGCUAUGCGAGGAUGGCUCAAGGAUGCCCGUUCCUACGUCCCACCAGUAAAGAUCGGUGAGAUAAUGCGUGGCGCUGCCGUCGGCAAGGUCGUAGGGUCCAAAUCAUCAAAGUUUCCUGUUGGCUCCUAUGCCACAGCUACAUGUGGAUGGGCUGAGCUCGCAGUUGUUUCAGACAAAUAUGUCGAGAAGGUCGAGCUGCCGUCCAACGCAAGCAUUGCGGAUUCGCUCGGUAUACUUGGUACCCACAUGGAUUGCAGAAGUCUCUGCGGGUACCUGGAAACCAUUCUCCGUCCUCGGUUCCCCAUAACCUCUUCGGGGGACCUUAUCAAGACGGGUCUGUCCGCACCCAGGUCCAGACUGCAGCCAAUCAACCGCACACCCCUCUUCAAGAUAUCAGAUAAUUCGCACGGUUUUGCGCUAACGACCCAAGGGUUGACGGGACUUACUGCCUAUUUUGGCAUACUGGACGUUGGUCAGGUCAAGGCUGGAGAUUUUGUGGUUGUCUCGGGCGCUGCAGGAGCCACUGGCAGUGUAGUUGGCCAGAUUUGCAAGAUCAAAGGCGCAAGAGUCCUGGGUCUGGCCGGUACUGACGAUAAAUGUGCAUGGCUCAUCAACGAACUGGGUUUCGACGCAGCUCUCAAUUACAAGGAGCAAAAUUUCCCCAAGAACUUCCGUGACGCUACGAAAGGACUCAUUGACAUCUUUUUUGACAAUGUAGGAGGUGAUAUCCUUGACAUGGCCCUAGGAAGAGCGAAACCUCACUCACGCUUCGUUAUGUGCGGUGGCAUCAGUCAGUACAAUGCCGCGGAGGCAAAGGGUCCAAAGAACUACAUGAUGAUCGUUGCCAUGAGGAUUAGAAUGCAAGGAUUCAUUGUGACUGAUUAUGAGAGCCAAUUCGUCGAGGCUAGAAGAGAACUUGCACAAUGGAUGUCCGAAGGCAAAAUCAAGGGCAAACUCCAUAUUGUUCGUGGUGGGCUUGAGAAAGCUGAACAAGCUUUGGUGGAUUUGUACAAGGGGGUUAACACUGGUAAGCUGCUAGUCGAAAUCAAGCCAGAUGCAGAUACCAAGUCGAAGCUAUGA
This is a messenger RNA of Pseudovirgaria hyperparasitica, 1236 nucleotides long. RefSeq names its product NADP-dependent leukotriene B4 12-hydroxydehydrogenase. The record is from RefSeq and is a predicted model, not a curated record. The transcript is spliced from 4 exons. Bases 1 to 1236 code for a protein of 411 amino acids. NCBI's taxonomy places the organism in Eukaryota, Fungi, Ascomycota, Dothideomycetes, Acrospermales, Acrospermaceae. Gene Ontology annotation, molecular function: oxidoreductase activity, acting on the CH-CH group of donors, NAD or NADP as acceptor.